CAGCGGUCCACUGGCCAGACAAGCCAGUGGACCAGGACUAAACCAUGAAGACAGCGGUCCUAUGGGGCCUGCUGGCCCUGUUGUGUCAGCUCAGACUGGGGGCCCGGGGCCAUGCGCUGCCCAGACCGUACUCUACCACAGGGGACCUAGCCCAGCUCAAGUCUCUAUUGGAGCGUUUGGAGGAGUCGCUGGCCGGUGGGGCCCCAGAAGACAACACCCUGGUGGAGGAGGCGGAGUACGACGGGGCCGACCAGGGGCCAGACAGGGCCCUGGUCGGCCCAGAGAGGCCCCAGGAGCCCGCUGCGGGGGGCUACGGUCGGACGGCGACCCUGAGGAGCCGACUGCAGGACCUGCUCAUGGCCACUAGGAGCCGGACGUCGGCCUGCUUCGGGGGCCGGAUGGACCGCGUUGGGAACAGCAGCGGCCUCGGGUGCAACAACGGGAGAGGCUGAAUGAUUGAGAGGUGCAUCAGAGAACGUUUUCACUGUCUCUAUGAUCUUCACUCUCUUUAUCUAGAAGUUGGCAACCCUCUGCUCUGACAACACUUCGAUGAUAUCAUGUAGUAAAUGCGACUGAAAUCACAUUUCAAAACACAGGUUUUCAGGAAUAUGCUUUUAAAUAAGUUUGGGUCAUCUUUUCCAUUUGCAAUUGUUCAAAGUAAACUGAAUGUAAAACAGUGUUUUUUUCUGAAUAAUCUGUGUGGUUUGGACAUUUGGCUGUACAUUUGAAUAUAAAAUAAAUACAAAGGAUCUCGGAAUCAUUCUUUCGGCUCACCUCUGUAGAUAGUCAAAUUUGAUAGCUGUAAAUAUCCAAAACAUGGAUCAACCACAAGCAAUAAGAAACACCUGUUCAAUUCACGUCAAUCCUGAAGCAAGACACAACAGUGGUAUUAUCUCAAUGUCAGAAAUAGACCCGUUCUAUUAAUACCCAACAAGUGACCAGUUCAUGGUGUGAAAAAUGCUUUGCAGACAGCAGUGUGGACAUUAAUGGGGUGGGGGUAUAAUGACUCCUGGCAGCCAUCACAGCUGAGGUGUCACCAUACUUUAGCGCCAUAUGAGAGCCAGCAGAGCUCCGCUGUCAGGUCCUAUUACCUCUACACUCAUUCAGACUCUACCCACCAUUUUAACCCUCCACCCAGACACAGCCAACUGGGAGAGAUCAGACCGGCUGCGCUUUUAUUUUGUAGACACCUGAACCAAGCAGACCGUUCAGAACACGCUUUUAUUUUAACAUUACAGUCCAGACUGGAUGUGAACUUAUUUUGUACAAACCUGAACUGUACAGAGCUUUGGAGGUGUGCUUUUAAUUUGUGGGAAUCUGACCACCAUACCGUUUAUUUAUAGUUCAGUUAUUUAAUAAUUACUUUUAUCCAAAGAAGUGAAAAAGGUGACAGGUGCCUGAUGCAGAGGGCUCAGGGUUUAAAUGUGUGUUCCACCCUGGGUGAAGAUUAGCCUGAUUAGCAGCCAGGCUGGCUGCUCUCCCAGCAUCAGCAUAAUGUGGAAAACAGUUAGCUGGAACAGACCUCGCAGCACCUGAUUGAGCGUGUUCAGAGAAUAUGUAUACUACAUGUUAACUAACAACUCAGUAUUGCAUUAGUACAUUGAUGUUAUAUGUUCACAUGCUGCUAUUUUAAGGGCAGUUUUAUAAAUGUAAUUUUUAAUUCAAGAAUAAAAACAUUUCUCAGGGCACCAUAGUCUUUG
Gadus chalcogrammus (walleye pollock) is the source of this 1700-nucleotide messenger RNA. RefSeq names its product natriuretic peptide A (gene nppa). NCBI's taxonomy places the organism in Eukaryota, Metazoa, Chordata, Actinopteri, Gadiformes, Gadidae. Gene Ontology annotation, molecular function: hormone activity; hormone receptor binding. The record is from RefSeq and is a predicted model, not a curated record. Gene Ontology annotation, cellular component: nucleus; extracellular region; cytoplasm. The coding region runs from base 45 to 452 and encodes 135 amino acids. Gene Ontology annotation, biological process: receptor guanylyl cyclase signaling pathway; cGMP biosynthetic process; negative regulation of systemic arterial blood pressure. The transcript is spliced from 3 exons.